GCUAUGUUUACAGAUUCGCACAUGUUAAACCCAGCAACGGCCUGAUUUGAUGUGUCCUACCCAGCCCUAAAAGGUCAACAUAUACAAACGUUUAGCAUACACACGGUUAGCUGCCUCUUCCUCUAAAUCAAUAUGCAUAUCCUAUAAUAGUUAUCGGAAGAGCAUUGCUUCAGCGAGACGUGCAGUACUUUCGUGAAGACUGCGACCUUGUAAGCCGUUCUGCCCAUAUGCCUCGACGACGCUUGUGGAAGCUGUUAGCUGAGCAUAAUGCUUAAACACCGCAUCCGGCUUCAAACAGUUCUCAUUUCUGACGCGUUAACAAGUUGGAAGGUCCUAUGUAUGCACCUCAACACUACGUGCGUGUCCUCAUGUUGUCAAACUAGUCCAUUAUAUACUGGUAGAGUCAAGCCCAGCUCGGAGCGCUCAGUGCUAUGACGCUUAUGCGCGCGGAGUCCUUUACUAGCAGUGCUGGCCACGAGCUAGUAGACCUUCACCUCAAAGGUGGAGUUCUCAACUCAGAAUCGGAGCAGGAUGACUUGUUGCAGACACCUUCACUUGAAGCUGGUAUCUUUGGCGUGCUCUUCACGCUUAGCCAAGAGAAAAAUCAGCAGCAUAUUCGGUACCACUGGAUAUUUCUGAAGAUCCUUUUGGAUGCAUGGCAGAUCUUUACACAAGUCCUUUCCCCUGAAAUGGGGUGGGACAUUAACGAGAACGGCACACUCUGGAAAUGCGUGUCUGUGCUCAAUUUCGGGUGGAUGAAAGACCUGGGCUACAAGUGGUACGUGGCAUUGCUGUACAGCAUGGCUGGCGUGCUGGCCUUCAACAUCGUGCUGUGCGUGUGGGUGGCCUGGAGCUUCAAGGAGCAGAAGUUUGACUAUGUGUGGCCCAUCAAGGUCGUACGAGGGUUCUCGUACGUCUUCCUACAGGUCUUCGACGUGACAAGUCUGAACUUUCUGCAGCUCGGCAUCUCGUGCAACUAUAUGGGCCCGGCGGGGCCGCACCUGCAUAUGGCUCUCUUCCCGAAAUACAGUUGCUCUCGCACGCCUCACAUAUUCAACGCGCUGGUUUCGGGGCUCCUCUUGUUGAUGUUCGUGGCCGUAGCCAUGCUCGUAAACAUGUCAGAGGUGGAAGUAAGUCCAACGAGUAAGUCGCCACAGGCGCUGGGCCACAGCGGUGCGGAGGUCACGGCGUUUGGAAUCAAGGCUCUGAUGACCCUGGUCGGUGUGUUCUUCGGUCAGCCCAAGGUUGCUGCCGCCAUGUACCUUGUCCUUACGCUGUGGCUGGCGUGGGAGUACCUGAGAUGGGUGCCUCACCUCCUGGCUUGGGUGAACUGUUUGAAGAGUGGAGUGGCCGUGAUGAUGGUGGGGGUUGCGGGUCUGCAGCUGGCGGUGGUGCUGCUGCCGCAAUCCGCCUCCCACGCGCUGACGCUGGUGAUGGCCUUCAGCAUGGGGCCGCUGUUUGUGGGGGGCUUCUUCAUGGCAUGGGCGCGCACGAAGAUGUUUACGAACGCCGUACUCAAGGCUUUCAGGAACACGGACCCCGAGGCCAUCAAGCCCAAGGACAUCUACCACUUUUCGCACCCACGGGAUGUGGAGGUGGCGGCUCGCAGCGCCCGCGUGUGGACCGACCUGUACACACUGGAGAAGUCCGCCGUACAUCGGGCGGAGGAAGUGAUUAAGGCCGGAGUUGCGCUUUUCCCAGAAAACGCCUUUGUGUCGCUUGUGUACGCCAACUUCAUGUUGGACAUGCUGGGCUUCAGCCAAACUGGCGCUCGUCAGUUGGAGAGCGCUCGCAAGCUGAAUCCAAGCCUGAUGUGUCGCUUCAUGCUGUUUGUGAGGCAGCAGCAAGCCACGCAAAAGGCGGCAAGCAGCAACGUCGGCAAGGGCGGCAACAUGGACCUCCUGGGCUACGUGGAGUACCAGCGCAAGCAGCGCAUGGUGCUGCGACACCACAAGGACGCGCUGCAGGCCAUGGCGAACUUCUGGCGCAUCCUGGGUUCGAGCUCCGUGUCUUUCACCUCGUUGAGCAAGUCCCUGGAGGAGAUCGACACCUCCGUGUCGCAGGCUGAGACGGCGUACCGGGUGGUGUUGGAGCUGUACAACAACUCCCCUCGCCUGGUUCGCCUGUACGCCAAGUUCCUGGAGACCAUCAAACAGGACCCCUGGGGAGCUGCCGAGUACAACGCAGCUGCUGAGAGGCUCGAGCAGAGCAAGGACGAGAACGGCCAGGGACCCGCCCUGCCUGAUGGCACCCCCAUCAGUCGCAUGGACGAUGUGGAGAAGGGUGUGGUGGUGGUGAACGCCUUUGGCGACAUCCAAGUCGCAAACAAAAAGCUGCACGCUAUGUUUGGCUACAAAAAAGGCGAGCUGGACGGCAAGAACGUGACAGUGCUCAUGCCGCCACACGAGGCCAAACGCCACCCGGCACGGCUCAGACGCUACAUCGAUUCUGGCGACGAGGCAGCACCGUAUUUCCGGCAUCCCGUGUUGGGCAUCCACCGCGAGAGGGUGGCCUUCCCGGUUCGCAUCUCGGUCAGCCGCGCCUCAGGCCUCGGAGAGGACAGCGUCUUCAUUGGAAUCCUGGAGGCAUUGCCGGCGGUUCCCGGGAUGGGCCGGGUGUGGGUGACGAAGGACGGCAUCGUCGUGUGCUGCGACCCGGGCUUUGUCACGUGCUUCGGGUACCAUCCCGAAGACGUAAUCGGCACUCAGCUGGACAAGCUCUUGAGGUCGGGUAGCAGCCAGGACGACCGCAUUGCCAACCAAGACGUGUGGGCAGCCAGCAAGGCCAACCACGACAACCACGAGCUGGUGCAGAGGCUCCUUGAGAAAGCCAUGCAGCAGACGGGCAGUCGGGGCUCGCUGGAGGAAUUGGACGAGUCGCAGCUGCCAACCGUCAACUGUCGCGUACUACACAAGUAUGACUUUGCGAAGGAGUGCCAGCUGAGCGUCCGGACAGAUCUAACCGAGUCGUCAAUCUUCGAGUUCCAAGUCAAGCUGCUCUCCGACGAGCCUCAGCUGCUGAUGGUGGUUGAGCGCAAGGGCGCCAUCCGACACAUGAGCGGGGAUCUGGCCAAGGUGCUGGGUGCCAGGUUGCUGGACACCGCUAACGGUAACCGGCCGUCUGGGCGCAACGGCGGGGGCAGCGGAGGCAAUGGUGGUGGAGGUGGAGGCGGCGGCAACGGCGGCGGCACGUUGCCUGAUCGUAUGAUGCAAGACGAGCAGCUCAUGCUGGAGCUAAUGGCGGACUCUCCACCCUGCGCGCUUGACGACUUCCUGCCCGCACCCUGGAAGCACAUGCACCACAAAUAUCGCAAGUACGUGACCGGUGGCUCACCCAACCUGUCGGGUGCGUGGGGCUGCCGUGCGGCGCUGGCGGACGGCAGCGGCAGCAUCGGCCCCACCAUGCGGCUGGUUGGGGUGCACGGCAAGCCCGUCUACGUGCACGUGGCUGUGGCUUCACGUGAGGAGUCGGGCGAUGUGUUGCAUGUGGUCCGUAUGGCGAGGUCCUCCCUGGAAACGGCUGUUGACGAGCGCCGGCUGCGCGUGCGGCUGUCAGAGAACGGCACGGUGCAGGCCGUCACGCAGGGCAGCGCUACGGCGGGCAAGGCUCUUGCUGGCGACACCCUCUUCGGCUUCCCAUCCGAGCAGUUGGUCGGCUGCCGCAUCUGGGAUUUCAUGGCUGUGGCGCUGAACCAGCCGGCCAACAAGCGCACGGCGCAGCAGGCUCAAGAUGUGUUGGCCGAGGCCGAGGCCAUGUUGGCUGGCGGCCGGCCGAGCGUGAACGGUGCUGCCGCUGCUUCCAGCAAGAAGCCGCCUGAGCCCAAGUGGGGGGAGUUCAGCAUGAGCAUGUUUGACGCCAUGGUUACAAGCACCAUGCAGAACCCCGGCAUCUCCUGGCGCGUCAACGUAGUCCCGCCCACGGCGGCUGCGGAGGCGGCUGCAAUUGGCAACCCUGCCAGGGUGGCGGCAAUGCUUUCCCGGCGUACUAGGCAGGCAGUCCUGAGGCUGGACGUGGCGUUGCCACCUGCGGGGACGGCGUCGAGCCCAGGACAGCUGACGAUCCACGCGGAGCUUUGGGCUACAGAGGCCGUGACGGGCGUUGUGGAAAUUGAUGGCACUGGCCGCGUGUCGGGUCUUGUGGAGGAGGAUCUUCGGCCGCCCAGUCUGCUGUUCGGUAUUCCCCAAGACGACCUGGUGGGGACGCCCUUUGCCGCGCUGAUCAAGCUGCUCCCCGGGCAAAGUCCAGUGGGCCUGCUGACGGAUAGCGGUAUCGCAAAGAAGAGCAACCUCAAGACCAAGGAUCGCAAAGGGAAGAGCUCAACAGUCAAGGUGGGCCCUGUGCACUACCUGGACGGUUUCCAUCGGGACGGCCAACCCCUCAGCCUCGCCGUGCAAGUUGUCGGCAAGCCCGGGCCCGGCAACCCCGUCGUCGCCAUCGUUCGUGUCGCCACGAAGAACCCGAAGGCGUCGCAGCGCCCCAAGAUGAGUGCUUACGCGGCUGCUGUUGCAGCGCACAAGGCCCACGUGUCUCUGGACCUAGGAGCAAAGCACAAACAGGCCGCUGCAGCCGCGGCGGCGGCUGCAGCCACACCUGCCGGCAAGGCUGCACUACCAGCAUCGGGACCAUCGCCCUCGUUCAAGUUGCCCGCUGCCAGUUCGAAUCCCAGCAUGAACAUUCGUAACCUCAACCCCCAGCUUACCAGCUUCCAGUUGCGGCUGCCGCAGCCUUCAAUCCAGCCGCGCGAUCCCUCCGUGGCUGCAGCCGCGGCUGCAGCAGCAGCUGACGCGGCCGCGGCCCAGCUGACGCCGCAAGACUCCCUCGACUUGGACCUAAACAUCACAGGCAACAAGAAAGACGCCCCUGGUGAGGACGCUCGAGCGCCAGCGGAACUGCCGCAGGCAGCUGCAGACAGCACCAGCGCGAUGCCCGCUGCGCCAAACAUCUCGCUGGAGUCCAUGUCCGUUCCACGGAUCGCAGGUCCGCCUGGAAAGUCCUCCGUGGCUAUGUUGCCGGGUGCAAGUACAUUAGCCGCCGGAGUCGCAGGCCUCCUCAAGGCCAAAACGAUGUCCAGCAACCUAGAGCCGGUGGCUGACCCGGUGCCGGCAGAGGGACUGCCGCGGGAACAAAAGGGCUCCAGAACCUCCUCGCCUCUCAAGCCCGCAUCGCCACCCAUUGUAGGCCCAACCAAGCGCGCAUCAAGCCCCCAGGAGGGCUCGCCAUCGCCAGAGGAUGGGGAGAAGAGCAGCAGCCGUCCAGAAACCUCGGAUGAGAAGGGGCUGUCAACGCCGGAGAAGGCCGAAGGGCGCCUAGCGGAUGCGGACGGGGAUUACAUCACGCCCCGAGACCUGCGGUUGGAGACCGCAAGUACGGUGGCAGGAGACAACGAUGACCAGGACAUCGAGGCCAGCUUCACUGAGAUCGGCACGGUGGACAAGUGGGUCGCCACAGGCGGCAAGUUCUACCAGAAUCGCACCCAGAGCGUCGCCUCGGGCGCUGACCUGGACGACCCGGAUGACGACGACGAUGGCGACGGCGAUGGCGACGGUGACGGCGAGGGCUCUAUCGGUGCCACCAGCCGCGCCACCUCCUCCCGCUGGGCUUCUCCGCAUGCCUCGGAAUCGGGGGAGCAUCGAGACCACGCGCACACGCGGAAGGAGGAGCACCCUCGACCAGUGGAGUCGCCUCCUGCUGACGUGGCCAAGGUCACGGGUUUGGCCUCGGGCUGGGAUGUGAUGCGGCAGGGCAUGGACCCGCUGCACGCCGGGUUGCCAGGGGAUAAGUCGCCCGGGGCUGGGAUGGACCCGUUGGAGAUGUUGGACUUGGAGGCUGCGGCGAUGUUUGACCACGCGGACAGCGACGGCGGCGAGAGCGGCAUUACCGGGAUGUCUGGCGGCUCUGACAUUUCUGACACCAACACGCCGGCGGACUUCAAGCGCGGCAAGCGCUACCGGAAGCUGGUCAAGCUGAUGGACUCGCCGCAGGCGCAGAAGGCGCUUGUGCGGCUGAAGAUCAACACCACGCUGGGGGUGCUGGCUGCGAGUGCGGUGCACGUGUUGUGCUUCGUGCUCAUCAUCACAGCCAUGCAGAGGCAGUCAAAGGCUCUGGACCAGCUGGCAUCUGCAGGCGGGGCGCAGCGCUACUUGCAGAGGGCUCUCGUGUCCGUGCGGGCCUUGGACCAGGUCUACAAGGGCAAGGGCUCCAACACCACCUACUCGAUUGGUGAUGCCAAGGACCUCGCCGGCGACAUCCUGACGUACUCGGACCUUUACAAGGGUUUAAACAAUGGCUUGAUGGAGACGGCGGGAAACAAGAUUGAGGACAUGUACAACACGCACAUCGUGGAGGUGUGGGACUACGACAACUUUACAACCGGAACCACCUUUUACCGAAACGUCACCUUGUGGGAAUUGGUUGAGACGGUCUCAGUCGCAGCCAAGACGGUGUACCAAAAUUUCGAAACGUGGCAUAGCAAGGGCAUAAACAUUUCAACCCAGACAUCCGCGGCUUUCCUGCUGAAGAGCGGCCAGGCCUUAGUCCCAGGCAUGAAGGAGGUACUGGAUGGCCUUCUGAACGUUGCCGUUGACUUGACUAACACCGUCAACAGACUGCAGCUCACGUUCCUGCUGCUGGAGGGCUGCUUUGUCACAAGUUGCUGCGCCAUCGGCCUGGUGUAUAUGUUGAGGUCGGCGAGCGACCAGCGCUACCAGCUGUACGAGACCUUCCUGACCAUCCCUGUCGGGCUGACGCGCGCAUUGGCAUCUCAGACAACCCACCUUCUGGACGACGAUGAAUCGGAGGAUCAAGAUGACGACGAUGGGGCCAGUCAAAAGGAUCACGUGGAUGAUGGUGCGAGCAGCCACAUGCACGCACCCAUCAAACGCAAGGCCCUCUUUGACGAGUCGGCCAACACCGAAGACCAUGGCCGGCAGCAGCACGGCCAGACGCAACAGCAGCACGACAACAAUGGUAACAACCAUAACGGCCAGCACAUACACCACAAUGACCACCACAACGACCACCACAACGACCACCACAACAACCACAACGGAAACGCCAACCCCAACCCCAACGCCAACAACAACCAUAACAACAACCAUAAUCAUGUUGGAAACAACAGCCAGCAUCACCAACCGAAGCAGCGCAGGUCCUCUGUGGUGCUUUCCGAGUACUCCCCAAUGGGUCACCCGCGUGGCGGAAGGCGCCAAUCGAUGGACACGAUGAGCCUGGGUGGAUACCACGGAGUGGGCGACCGGAGCUAUCACAGCGCCGCAUACUCCAUGCGGUCGUACGCUGGCGGCGCAAGCCGCAUUAUGUUGCGUGCGCCCUCUGAGUAUCACCGGCAGGAGAGCAUGGGCUGCUUUGGCCGCCUGUGGGCUAAGCUCUGGCGCUCGAAUGCCGUGCGGCCGUACCCGGGCAAUUUGAACGGCUCUGCGUUGUUUGACAUCGGUGGUCCGCCCCGUCGUACUCUCGAGCGCAACAGCAAGGUCGCCAACGGGAUGCUGCUGAGCGUCGUCACAUAUUCGAUGCUGAUCAUCAUGUUCUACAGUAUCGACUACGCCAUACUGCUGAAGAUCAAGGACCAAGUCGCGCUGCAAGCGGUGGCAGACCACAACUCCGAGCGCACGUACCGUGCCGUCUUCUUUGCACAGGAGCUGGCAGCAGAGGAGGACGUUACCGCCAUUCCAUUCCGAGCUGAGCUCCUCUACAAUGCGUCCAUUGCUAUGCGUGAUGCUUACUACACACUGCGAAUGGGCUCCGGUGCAUGGACGGCUGUGGGGCGAGGCAUCGAGCAGUUUCCGUUGGUCAGCGGUCGCGGUCUGGUCAAGGAGUCCCACGACAUGUUCCAGCUGUUUUACAAUGACGGCGCCUGUCUGCGGCUCUCGGAGCACUUGCCCUGCCCGGAGGACAGCUACCGCUACUACCAGGUGACACACUCGGGCGCUGACGGCAUGAUGAUCCAGCUACUGUCAGAGAUGCAGAGCCUGGCGGAUGCGGCGAUGAUUGCCGCGUCCACUGGCGGACAUCAGCCCGGACUGGACAGUGAGCAGUGGGACUACAUCUACAACGUGGGCACCGUGGACCUGAACGAUGCCAAUCUGCGCAUCAGCGCCCAACACAUCAGCAACAUCAAGGGCGUGUUCAAAGUCGUUGUGACGAUGCACGGCGUCCUCUUCCUGUUGCUGAUGGGCGUCUUCCUCAGCUUCAUGCUGCUCGUCUACCUGCCGCUGCUGCGAAGAAUGAACAAGGAGAAACGGCGCAUUGCCGAGAUGAUGAGUCAGCUGCCGCCCGAGCUGGAUGUCAUGCGGCUCGUGAGUACGGCACUGAUGGGGCCCAAGGCGGGCGGCCAUCACCACCAUCACCACCCAACCGGCAUUACACGUGUGGAGACGAACGUGCUGAGCCCUGCACCGCACUUGUCAGCUGUCGGGGCCGCCGGAGCGGGCAUCUCGACGCCUGUGCAGCCGUACAACGCUUCACCUGGCAACGUGGGAGCACACGGCGGCGAGGACCAGGGCGGUGGCAAGGCCUACCAAGCGUGGAAGGACAUCCUAAACAGGGCAAGCAGCAUCAGCGGCGCAACGAAGGAUCCAAACUCAAGCAUUACCCAUGGAACCCAGCACGCCAGCCGCCGUAUGUCGGUUGAAAAAUGAAGCCGUGACGACGAAGCCCUCCCUGAUGACCCUGCUGAGGAUGACGAUGACAAAGAAGACGACGAUGACGAAAGAUAACGGCCGCUAGAUGAAGAGAGUUCAUCACGUCUAUAGUUGUAGUUUUGUUGUUGCUGUCGUUGCUGUCGCGUGUUGUUGUUCGUGUGAUUGUUCACACACACCAAAAGCUUCCUAAGCAACUGAACAAGUUACUGGGGCUGCGUUGUUGUCAGCAACUCAGCUCCUGGCAGUAUGCGAGUUACUUACUACUUUGUCACCCUUACCUUGCUUACAUGCGCACGUGGGUUUACUGCACUGAUGUGUGGGUUUCGUUGUGCCUCUGACUUUGCAGCGGUGUCUUUGCUACGGGUCAUGCACACACGCACACGCAAGACGGUUAACUGCACUCGUACAUCCCCCAGGCUGUGCGCUGGUGGGCUAUGAGGUGCUGUCGGGGGGUUUUCUGAUGUACGGCAGGUUUGUACGUACGUAAUGUGGCUCGUACGGUACAGCUCAGGGCGUCAUGACGUAAACUGAGCAGUGUUGGUAUAUGUGUAGUUGGGGGAUGUGGUUUUGGCUUUAAGUACUUGGACUUAUAAAUAGCAACGGGUCGCCUUGACCAUCGUGGGUGUUAAGAUAGCAGGUAAUUACAGAUUGCGUACUACCGUAAGCGUGCGGAUGUUGUUCACGGCCAUGUUUGGGUGAGCCUCUGCUGGCUCCCAUUAAUGCCGGUUGCGUGAAAAAUGUGAAAUGUGGGACGUGAGCAAGGAGAGGCGCCAUAAGUAUGCGGCACCGGUCUUCUUUUGUCGGCGGCCACACUUGCUAAUGCCGCUAGUUAUUCCUCCUUGUCUUGCGCUAUACUGUUAGUUUUGGUGCAUGUGUCCUUACCCCGGUGUGGCUUUGUGACCGCUUGCCGAGUGGGGGAUCAUGCCGGCAGCAGGCAGGAAGUGUCGUAAUCCACCAUGAUGCUAUGGGCCCGCCAUGACGACGUUUAUGUGAAAACUUGUUGUUGCGUUGGCCAGCUUGGGAUUGUUGUAUAAAGAGCACAACUAUCUUGAUCUUUUGCAAAGCGUUGACACGGGACACGGACGAUGAAGUUAGUAUCCACAGCAACGCGCGCGCUGUCAUAUUAAUUCCAUCAAUGCCUCCUUCCUCAUCCGUUGUCGACACCGGUUGAAUUUGAGCAGGGAUUUUUGCUGUACGUCAUGUGUACGUCACUGUCAAUUCUCGGCUUCGUUGUUCUCUGGCAUUAAGGGAGCUGCCAUGUCUUUGUGAGGGGCUGGCGGCUUCGUUGUUCUCUGGCUUUAAGGGAGCUGCCAUGUCUUUGUGAGGGGCUGGCUUCAACCUUGGUUCUCUUGGUGAGGGCUAUAAUUCAAAUGCAUUGAAGUGGAGUUAGCAGCUGCGGACCUGUGUCGGACUAUGCUGCUAUUGCUCGGCAUUGUUGGCAUAUUAGCUCGCUCAAAAACUGUUAGGGCCUUUCUUGUGCCCCUCGCUUUCAGGUAUACUUGUAACCAGGUGGGUUGUGACAGCCUCCGAAUCAUGGUGGUCAUGGUUGAAAAUGCAUAUUGAAGGGUUUUGGGCUAUUACAAGGGUGUGAAAUUCAGCAUAGCAUUUAUGGAGGAAAAACAGCCCGCCUCUGGCUGGAGCAUGCCAGGAUGUUUGUGUUGGCGAAAGAGUGGGCAUACCAUUCAUUCGACUUUAUUUGACUUUGCAUUACCACACUAUGUAACAUACAUGAUUAUC
Molecule: messenger RNA, 10391 nt
Organism: Astrephomene gubernaculifera
Lineage: Eukaryota; Viridiplantae; Chlorophyta; Chlorophyceae; Chlamydomonadales; Astrephomenaceae
Source: the annotation of a GenBank genome assembly